CCGGUUUGCUGUGACGUACCCGGAAGUGAGGUGCCUCACGGACGUUUUGUGUACAUUCGCCGAUGAGUGUUGCUAUGUAGGAGAUGCAAUGGAGAAAUAUUUUCUUACGAUGUGAAGAGAAACGCAUCAGCUGAGUAAUCCUGCACUUCAUCCAGAAGUGGUCAAGAUGACGACGAUCGUCCACGACGCCUCGGAGUCCGUCCUCCUGUGCCGGGAAUACAACCUCUACCUGAAACCCAUCGCCAAGAUGACCAUCAGCGUUUCUCUUCCUCAGCUCAAGAUGCCCGGGAAGUCCAUCUCCAACUGGGAGGUGAUGGAGCGCCUGAAGAGCAUGGUUCACCCGGAGCAGUUUUCCUCGCUCCGGAUCUCCAAAAGCACCAUGGAUUACAUCCGAUUCGAGGGCGAGGCGGAGAACAAGAGCGCCGUCAAGCGCUUUCUGGCCAACCUGGACGGCAAGAGUAUCAAACUCAGCGGCUUUACCGACGUCCUGAAGGUGCGCGCCGCCGAAACGAAGAUGGACUUCCCAACGCGGCAUGACUGGGACUCGUUUUUCCGGGACGCCAAGGACAUGAACGAGACGGUUCCGGGAGAGAGACCGGACACCGUCCAUCUCGAAGGACUUCCCUGCAAGUGGUUCGCCCAGAAAGACGCGUCAUCAGACAAACCUUCGGAAGACGCCCUAAAGUGUGUGUUUGAAAAAUUCGGGAAGAUCCGGAACGUCGACAUUCCCAUGCUGGAUCCGUACAGGGAGGAAAUGACGGGAAAGAACUUCAACACCUUCUCGUUCGGCGGCCAUUUAAACUUCGAGGGUUACAUCCAGUACGAGGAUCACACAGGGUUUGUGACGGCCAUGAACUCGCUGAGGGGGAUGAAGCUGAUGUACAAGGGCGAAGACGGGAAAGCCAUGGCGUGCGGGAUUAAGGUGAGCUUCGACACGACCAAACACCUGAGCGACUCCUCGCUGAAGAAGAGACAGCAGGAGCGCGUGAAGCUUCAGGAGCUGGAAAGGCAGCGAGAGGAGCAGAAAAGAAGAGAAAAGGAGGAGGAAGAGAGACGCAAGGAAGAAGAACGAAAGCAGCGUGAGCUGGAGGAGGAAGAGAAGGAGAAGCGGAGAGAGGAAAAGCUGCGGAAACGCGAGCAGAAACUGAAGGAACGCGAGGAGAAGAAGAACCAGAAGAAGGUGAAGAAGCAGCAGGAGGAGGAGCAGAAGAAACUCCACCAGAAAAUCGCCAUGGAAGAAAGGAAGCUGCUGCUGGCACAGAGGAACCUCGAGUCCAUUCGGCUCAUCGCCGAGCUGCUGAGCAGGGCUAAGGCCAUGAGGCAACAGCAGUUGGAGCGGGAGAAGGCAGAACUCGCCCGUUUGCAGAAAGAGGCGGAGCUUCGGCGUCAACAGGAGGCGGAGCUUCGGCGGAAACAGGAGGCGGAGCUGCGGCGGGUGGAGGGUGAAAAGGCUCGAGCUCUGGAGCUCCAGAGGAAAGAACGAGAGCUGAGGGACCGAUUGCUGGGGAACCUUCUGAAAAAAAGCACGAACCAGGAGGCAGAGUCUAACGGUGAUGCGCAGAAGUGGGAGGGGCCUAGCAAUGAACCUCCCAGGGUGGAGGGACCUACCACAAUCAACACCUCUGUCACUAGGAGUCGCCAAGAGAGCAAAUCAAGGAAAGAGGAGGAGCGAAGAACCUCGAGAGAAUGGAAUCACAGUUGUGGGAGGAGCCAAAGUCAGAGUAGGAGUGGUCAGAGACGGAGCAGGAACCGACGUUCCCGAUACGGACAUAGCCGAAGUCGAAGCGGGAGUGGUCAGAGACGGAGCCGAAACAGGAGGUCCAGUCGGGGGCGGAGCUUGAGCGGCAGCAGGAGUCGAAGGCGGCAUAGCCGGGAUCGGCGGAGCCAUAGAAGAAGUGGGCGGAGCCAUAGGUACAGCCAUGGAUGGAGCAGCAGCAGUAGUAGCAGCGGAAGGAGCACGAGUCGCUCUUCCAGUCGAGGGCGGAGUCGACGGUCCAGGCGACACUGAAUGCACAAGUUAUUGAAACAAAAUCAAAAUAAAUAGCAAAAAAAAAAAACAUGCUAAUUACUAGCGAUAAUUUGUAGAAUGGUGUUAAUUUGCACGUGGUGCUGCUUAAAGCCUUAAACUCUGGAGUCACUUCAGGUGGAAGCUGCAGAGCAAGACACAUGAAGAUUACACCAGAAAUGCUACGUUUAUUUCAGUCGAGUUAGCAUGAGUAUGCUGCAAGGUUAUGUGGCUAGCGUUUUUCAUGACUGAACCAGAUUUUAUGCUAAGUGUCUGAUUCAACAGGGCUUUAUAUUCGUGUGAACUGUUAGGCUAGCAUAUUCCUGCUGACCGAUUAGCGUAAUCCGGCCCUUAAAGCACAUUUAUAAACCCAAAUUCCUAGAUUAAGUUUGGCUAGUUUUGAGCGAGCUGAAGUAAACUAAACACUUAAAUUACAUUCAAACUGCUUCCACCGUGUUGUCUGAUGUCAGCGUGCUAACAUGGCGUUAGCGUGGUAUUUACACAUUAAGUGUGUGACAUGCUAGCCGAAGUCAACACCAUGGGUGUUAACGUGAUGUAAGAUUAGCCAGUAUAUAUUUUACGAUUCAGACCUGCUUUCAGUGUUACAGUGGACCGAAUCGAGCGACACUAAAUGUAUAAACUAAUAAGCAAAUUCGUAACGAUUGUUUCCAUAACAGUGCUUUAAAUACCGCGAUAAGAUAAGAGCACACGUGAAACGGCAAACUAGACGUAACAAGAUAAGGACAGUGUUCACUUUUAUACUAGCAAACAUUUCUGCUGUAGUGAUAUUUUGAGUAGUUACAAACGACCGGUUUUAUUUAGCCACGUGAUCGUGAAAUAGCGAAUACCGAAGCCCGCCUCUGUUACUCGCUGAGCAGGAGGCGGAGCUUCGUCAGCAGAGCUCCGGAUGGUAGAACGGAUCUCUGGGCAGAAUUUAGUUUUUGAAAAGAUCGGAGUAGUUUUUUCCACAAUGUGUAACAUUUAGUGUUAAAAUACGCAUCAAAUAAAGUCAUAUGAAGUGGCAGCAUGACGUAUUUUGCUGAUUGUGUAGCGUUCUUGGAUCAUCAGAGGAGGACAGGGCUUAAAUUAAUUCAUAUUCGGUUACUCUGUCGUAAACUUGGUCAUAUGCCAUCAGCACUAGCCUUUGAAGUUUUUCUUACCCUCGUUAAAGGAUUUAAUUUGAAAAUAUAAUAGAUUAAUGAUAUCAUAUUAGCUAGGUAGCUUGCUAAAUGCGUGAAUUGUUCGUACGAGCAUUAACGCAAGAAAUUUGGUAUUCAUGAAAAUCUGAUCAUUUCAGAAAAAAACGUUGGUAUCCUACUCGUGCUCCCGAGUGUGUGAAAAGUAACUGAUGUAAACCUCGAUUGAACCUCGGCUUCAAAUCGUAUAAAUCACAACGAGUCACUGCACUUUUAUACACGGAUUAUGCUGUAGAUUACGCUGUAAUAGCGUGUGUGGUUUUAAUCGUAUAAAAAUUUGCAGCACCAAGUGAAUGAUAAGUGACCGAUCUGGUACGUCUCAAGCUACAAUGUGCCGUAUACUCCCUAGUGUACUGCAGAUCAUGUGUCACAUACAUGUGUGUGUCAUAUAGAUAGAUAGAUAGAUAGACAGAUAGAGAUAUAGAUACACACAUUUAAACUCCAGAUUUUGGCCUUUCAGGUGCCGUUACGCUGUUAAAUACGAUUUUUAUUAGCAUAGACGUGAAUCUAAAUAACUUCUUCCUCUGAGAAAUUCUUCUUUUGCCUUUUCGCUUUUCAUUUCUGCCUUUUCCGGAGAUUUGUGGGCGUCACUAAAUGAAAAUUUAGCGCGUGCAGGUGCCUGGUAACGUACAGGGGAUUGGCGUUCAUCAACACACGCAUGCGAGUACGAAGAAAAUUACGAAGAUUAGCAUUUCCCAAUCUUUUGUAAAUCUUGUAUUUUAGCUCGGUUUGGUUUACGCAAACAUUUACACACAACUUCACUAAAGUAUUGAUAAACGAAGCCCAGAGAUGUUACCCGCUAACAGAGUACGCAGAGUAGCUAGCAAGCUGGCUUACGCUAGGUCGAUAGUUACAUUAUGCCUAACUCAGGUAAACCUUGUAACACUGUAUUAUCACGUUUGUAUUAUCACGCUCCUCCAUUGUUGAUCCAAGAACGUCUGGCAUUCAGUAAAAUCACGAUGUACGUGUUUUUUCUUUUGCCUAUUUGUGCUGUUUCAUACACAGCAGAGCCAAAGAUACUUGUUGGUUUUCUGUAUUUUUUUUUUUUCACCACCAAUACUUUAGGAAAGUGAGAAAAAACGUUUUGCUGCUUGAAUGUAAGAAACCUCGCAUCUCACGGACUUGAAAUGUUUUACUUACAUGGCUGCCUGAUGAGUUAAAAACACAAAGAACUGCAUAAGAACCUGAAAACGACCGUGUAACUUUAAUUUCCUGCAAGUAUUUUUUUUUUUUUUUUUUUUAUGAAAUAGUGUUUGCAUUUUGCGUGUUCUCAUGUCUGAGGGAUUUUUGCUGUUUUUAUGUCGGAUUGAAUUCCUAGUGUAGUUUUAUUCUUCAGAAUGGUUGUGUUGCGCAGUUGUUUUUUUUAAUGUUAGUUAGCCUGUUUAAUUUGAAAGAAAAAAGAACGAAUCUUCUCUGAAGUCAAUAAAUUUAUUGCAGUUAUUCCAGACUGAA
Molecule: messenger RNA, 4653 nt
Organism: Pangasianodon hypophthalmus (striped catfish)
Lineage: Eukaryota; Metazoa; Chordata; Actinopteri; Siluriformes; Pangasiidae
Gene: akap17a
Product: A kinase (PRKA) anchor protein 17A
Exons: 5
Coding region: 167-2008 (613 amino acids)
Molecular function (GO): nucleic acid binding
Source: RefSeq, a predicted model, not a curated record